GCACUAGAUAUUGCCGCGGAUUGGCUGACUGGGGCGCAGCUUAAUGGCGUCGGGCUGGCUAGCCGCGGUCCCGGCGGUGGCCCCUGGGCGAAGGCAGCCUUUGUGAAAGGGCCUGUGGCCCGAGCUUGCUGUGGCAACAGGGAGUGGAAAUUGGAGGCAGGAGCCUUCCUUACACUGCGCCAUGAGUUUCUUGAUCGACUCCAGCAUCAUGAUUACCUCUCAGAUACUUUUCUUUGGAUUUGGGUGGCUUUUCUUCAUGCGCCAACUGUUUAAGGACUAUGAGGUACGUCAGUACGUGGUACAGGUGAUCUUCUCUGUGACUUUUGCGUUCUCUUGCACCAUGUUUGAGCUCAUCAUCUUUGAAAUCUUAAAAGUAUUGAACAGCAGUUCCCGUUAUUUUCACUGGAAAAUGAACCUGUGUGUAAUCCUUCUGAUCCUGGUUUUCAUGGUGCCUUUUUACAUUGGCUAUUUUAUUGUAAGCAACAUCCGACUAUUGCAUAAACAGCGUCUGCUCUUCUCCUGUCUCCUAUGGUUGACCUUCAUGUACUUCUUCUGGAAACUAGGAGAUCCAUUUCCCAUUCUUAGCCCAAAACAUGGGAUUUUGUCCAUAGAACAGCUCAUCAGCCGGGUAGGUGUGAUUGGUGUGACUCUCAUGGCUCUUCUUUCUGGAUUUGGUGCUGUCAACUGCCCAUACACUUACAUGUCCUACUUCCUCAGAAAUGUGACUGAUGCAGAUAUCCUAGCCCUGGAACGGCGACUGCUUCAAACAAUGGAUAUGAUCAUCAGCAAAAAGAAAAGGAUGGCGAUGACACGGAGAACUAUGUUCCAGAAGGGGGAGGUGCAUAACAAACCGUCAGGAUUCUGGGGAAUGAUAAAAAGUGUUACCACUUCAGCACCAGGAAGUGAAAAUCUUACUCUUAUUCAACAGGAAGUGGAUGCUUUGGAAGAACUAAGCAGGCAGCUUUUUCUGGAAACAGCUGAUCUAUAUGCUACCAAGGAGAGAAUAGAAUACUCAAAAACUUUCAAGGGGAAAUACUUUAAUUUUCUGGGUUACUUUUUCUCUAUUUACUGUGUUUGGAAAAUUUUCAUGGCAACCAUCAAUAUCGUUUUUGACCGAGUUGGGAAAACUGAUCCUGUCACAAGAGGCAUCGAGAUCACUGUGAAUUAUCUGGGGAUCCAAUUUGAUGUAAAGUUCUGGUCUCAGCACAUUUCCUUCAUUCUGGUUGGAAUAAUCAUCGUCACAUCUAUCAGAGGAUUACUGAUCACUCUUACAAAGUUCUUUUAUGCCAUCUCCAGCAGUAAGUCCUCCAAUGUCAUUGUCCUGCUAUUAGCACAGAUAAUGGGCAUGUACUUUGUCUCCUCCGUGCUACUGAUUCGAAUGAGCAUGCCUCUAGAGUACCGCACCAUAAUCACCGAAGUGCUUGGAGAGCUACAGUUCAACUUCUAUCACCGUUGGUUUGACGUGAUCUUCCUGGUCAGUGCUCUCUCCAGCAUCCUGUUCCUCUAUUUGGCUCACAAACAGGCACCAGAGAAGCAUAUGGCACCUUGAACUCACACCUGUUACAGACUGCUGCAGGCCAGUGGUGUCAGAAUUUGGAUAUAAGAGAAAAAAUGGAGGGGACCAGGGCCUCAUGUUUUUUAAACAAUCAAAAUGCUGAGGUAGCAUAUUCUGCCUUCAGCGUAUGCCUCCCUCCUCUGUGGAUACUGUGAUCAUGAGUAGCAUUAGCUAGAACAUGGGAGCGUGAAGUAAACUUAAGCUAGCACUCAGCUGAGAGCAUCCCAUGUGGGUUUGAGGCUGGUGGGAAAGGGGGUGGAAAAGAGCCAAGAAACUAGGUGGGGGGAAUACACUGGAACUCUGCAGGUAAGGGGAAGUCUCAGGGAGCUGGGCCGAACACCCAGAAUUUCUGCUCAAGGCUCACAUGGAGGAGGUUAUGGCUUUCCCUUAAGAUUGACUGUCAUUAAAAUCAGAUUACAACCCUUUGGCCUUAGCUUCAUUUUCUCAAGGACAGCUUGGUGUAGUGUGCUUGUGCAAUCUAA
Messenger RNA from Neomonachus schauinslandi (Hawaiian monk seal), 2037 nucleotides. Its product is annotated as Golgi pH regulator. Gene Ontology annotation, molecular function: voltage-gated monoatomic anion channel activity. The record is from RefSeq and is a predicted model, not a curated record. The transcript has 14 exons. The coding region runs from base 182 to 1549 and encodes 455 amino acids. Gene Ontology annotation, biological process: intracellular pH reduction. Gene Ontology annotation, cellular component: Golgi cisterna membrane. NCBI's taxonomy places the organism in Eukaryota, Metazoa, Chordata, Mammalia, Carnivora, Phocidae.